Vicia villosa (hairy vetch) is the source of this 789-nucleotide messenger RNA. RefSeq lists its product as uncharacterized. The transcript has a single exon. The record is from RefSeq and is a predicted model, not a curated record. The coding region runs from base 1 to 789 and encodes 262 amino acids. Lineage: Eukaryota; Viridiplantae; Streptophyta; Magnoliopsida; Fabales; Fabaceae.
AUGUACGUGCUAGGGAAUGAUUUAAGUAUGAAUGCUGUGAAACAGUUUAUGCUUCGUACCUGGAAUUUUGUUAAACUCCCUGAACUGUUUUACCAUGAUGAUGGUUAUUUCUUGAUGAAGUUCAAGAAUAACAAAGAGAAGGAAAUGGUACUUCUGAGAGGCCCAUAUUCGAUCCAGACUAUGCCUAUGAUAUUGAAGAAUUGGUGUCCGGAAUUCAACUUUCAAAGGGAUAUGAUUCGCACUAUUCCGGUAUGGAUCAAAUUACCUAAUCUACCUCUGCAAAUAUGGGGAGCGUCCAGCUUAGGGAAAAUUGGGAGUGCAGUGGGUAAACCUAUGUUCACGGAUGAAUGCACAGCCAAUAAAUUGAGAAUUUCGUAUGCGAGAAUUCUGGUGGAGAUUGAUGUUACCAAGAAGCAAAAAGAGAGUGUAACAAUUAAAGAUUGCGAAGGAAACAAGUUUAACCAACCAAUUGAAUUUGAGUGGGAGCCAAAGUAUUGCGAUACGUGCCAAAAGGUGGGACACCAAUGUGAAAAAGACAAACCAAAAAUAAUGAAGAAAUGGCAACCAGUCAAAACAAAAGAAGAUGCCAUUGCUGUUGAGGUAAGCACCCCAGAGGUCCCUAUUGAAAACAGUGCUGAACAAUGGACUGAAGUAGCCAAUGUUAGGAAACUGAAGGGCAGAGCUGUUUUUCCAGAUGUUGAGCAAAAGAAUAGUCUUGAAUGUAGCAAUGGUAUUGAUGCCCUCAGGCUUGGAAAUGGUCCUGGAGGUGAAUCAGUCCCUGGGCCAUGA